Labrus bergylta (ballan wrasse) is the source of this 5834-nucleotide messenger RNA. Lineage: Eukaryota; Metazoa; Chordata; Actinopteri; Labriformes; Labridae. The record is from RefSeq and is a predicted model, not a curated record.
GUUUGUGCGCUCUCAGGUUACGCGUCUGAAGUUGUGGAGAAGAGGAGACUGAAGACAUCCAGACACUUCAAGGAGGAGGAAACUAAAGGCUCACUUCUUUUUGCUUCAUUCUUAACGCUGGGAAUUACAAUUAAGCCAUCGGACAGCGGCUGAGGAAAAACGCAAGGAAAACGAAUUUGUAGCAUUUAACUGGGAAACCAAGCAUACCCAACAGUAUGCGGUGCAGUUAUGGCAGGCAAGGGUAAGACAGUCGUAAGGACGCUGGAGGAUUUAACGCUUGAUUCUGGUUAUGGUGGAGCCGCGGACUCGGUCAGGUCGUCCAGCGUGUCGCUGUGCUGCUCUGACACGCAUCAGUCCGUAUCGGCUGGGGGCAACUGCUGGCAUCUGACGGAAUCCAUGCACAGCAGACAAAACAGUUUGGACACAGUGAACACCGUCCUGGCGGAGGACACGGAGAUACUGGAGUGCUCGGGUCAGUGCGCCAAGCUGCCCGAGCUGGAGGACGUGCCAUGGAGCCUCGGCGAGGUGGAGGGCGCACUGAGGAAAGACGAGGAGCUCAUGGUGGGCGACCCGCCACCGGAGGUCUUGGCGCGGCUGUCCGCUCUCAUCAGCCGCGCUCUGGUGAGGGUAGCCCGGGAGGCGCAGCGGCUCUCUCUGCGCUACGCCAAGUGCACCAAACACGAGAUCCAGAGCGCCAUCAAGGUGGUGCUAUCAUGGACCAUCUCCGUCAACUGCAUCACGGCGGCUCUGAGCGCCCUGUCCCUCUACAACAUGAGCACCGGGGACAAGUUCAGCCGAGGCAAGUCGGAGCGCUGCGGGCUGGUGUUCUCCGUGGGGAAGUUCUUCAGGUGGAUGGUGGAUAGUCGGGUGGCCCUGAGGAUCCACGAACACGCGGCCAUAUACCUGACCGCGUGCAUGGAGAGUCUGUUCAGAGAGGUGUUCAGCCGCGUCCUGCGCAGCGCGCUGGUGGAGAGGGACAACGGGAUCCCCAAGUUUACGCCGGAGUCACUGGAGCAAGCCAUCAGCAACGACUCGGAGAUCUGGGGGCUGCUGCAGCCCUACCAACACCUCAUCUGCGGCAAGAAUUCAAGUGGUGUGCUGAGCCUGCCGGAGAGCUUGAACCUGCACCGGGACCAGCAGCGCUCGGGGAGGGGCGGGGAGUGUCCGGGGUACACGCAGGCCGAGCUCCGCACGCUGGAACAGUCGCUGCUCGCAACGCGGGUGGGCAGCAUCGCAGAGCUGAGUGAUUUGGUGGCCCGGGCCAUGCACCACCUGCAGCCGCUGCACAUCAAAAACCCAAGCAAUGGGACUCCAGUCCACCAGAAGACCACCACCACGGUCCACUGGGAGCCCGAGGCCCUUUACACCCUGUGUUACUUCAUGCACUGCCCACAGAUGGAGUGGGAGAACCCCAACGUUGAGCCCUCUAAAGUCAGCUUACAGACCGAGAGGCCAUUCCUGGUACUGCCUCCGCUGAUGGAGUGGAUCCGGGUGGCGGUCGCCCACACAGAGCAUCGGAGAAGCUUCUCUGUCGACAGCGAUGACGUGAGGCAGGCGGCCAGGCUGCUGCUCCCCGGAGUGGACUGUGAACCUCGACAGAUCAAAGCCGAGGAUUGUUUCUGCGCCACCAGGAAACUGGACGCGGCGUCCACAGAGGCCAAGUUCCUGCAGGAUCUGGGCUUCAGGAUGCUGAACUGCGGACGGACGGACUUGGUGAAGCAGGCGGUGAACCUGCUGGGCCCCGACGGCAUCAACAGCAUGAGCGAGCAGGGGAUGACCCCGCUCAUGUACGCCUGCGUCCGCGGCGAUGAGGCCAUGGUCCAGAUGCUGCUCGACGCCGGGGCCGACAUCAACAGCGAGGUGCCAAGCACAGUAAACAAGCACCCCUCAGUUUAUCCUGAAACGCGCCAGGGGACGCCUCUCACUUUCGCCGUGUUACACGGACACGUCCCUGUCGUGCAGUUGUUGCUGGAUAAUAGAGCGAAUGUGGAGGGCGCCCUGCAGGAUGGGGCCGAGAACUACACAGAGACCCCGCUUCAGCUGGCCGCUGCUUCAGGAAACUUUGAGUUGGUGAGUUUGCUUCUGGAGCGAGGGGCCGACCCCAUGAUCGGGACCAUGUGUCGAAACGGCAUCUCCUCGGCCCCGCUGGGAGACAUGAACUCCUACAGCCUGGCAGCAGCACAUGGCCACAGGAAUGUGUUCCGGAAGCUGUUGGCGCAGUCGGAGAAGGAAAAAGGGGACGUCCUGUCCCUGGAGGAGAUUCUCGCCGAGGGUUCGGAUCCGAGCGAGAAGAGGCUGGUCCCGCAGGCCAACGGCGGCGGCGGAGGAGGAGGGACCCUGCGAACAGGAAAGGCCAGACUGAGGGCCCUGAGAGAGGCCAUGUACCAUAGCGCAGAGCACGGCCAUGUGGACAUCACCAUAGACAUCCGCAGCUUAGGCGUUCCCUGGACGCUGCACACCUGGCUCGAGUCCCUGCGUACCUGCUUCGUCCAGCACCGCCGGCCGCUCAUCCAAGGCCUGCUCAAAGACUUCAGCUGCAUCCAGGAGGAGGAGUACACGGAGGAGCUCAUCACACACGGCCUGCCGCUCAUGUUCCAGAUCCUCCGAGCCAGCAAGAACGAGGUGAUCAGCCAGCAGCUGUCAGUCAUCUUCACUCAGUGCUAUGGGCCCUUCCCCAUCCCUAAGCUGACAGAGCUCAAGAGGAAACAGACCUCACGCUUAGACCCUCACUUCUUGAACAACAAAGACAUGUCUGACGUCACGUUCCUGGUUGAGGGGAAACCCUUUUAUGCACAUAAAGUUUUGCUGUUUACAGCUUCACAGAGGUUCAAGUCACUGCUACAGAAUCGACCAGCAGCAGAGAACACCUGCAUUGAGAUAAGCCACGUCAAGUACAAUAUAUUCCAUCUGGUCAUGCAGUAUCUGUACUGCGGAGGCACCGAGUCCUUGCACAUACGCAACACUGAAGUGAUGGAGCUCCUGUCUGCAGCCAAAUUCUUCCAACUAGAGGCCCUUCAGAGACACUGUGAGAUCAUCUGCUCCAAGAACAUCACCACCGAGACCUGCGUGGAUCUGUACAAACACGCCAAGUUCCUCGGCGCCUCAGAGCUCACCGCUUUCAUCGAGGGCUACUUCCUGAAGAACAUGGUGCUGCUGAUUGAACUAGACGGCUUCAAGCAGCUGCUAUACGAAGCCCCGCCGCCCGAGAGCCCCGCGUCCAGUCCCGGCAUCUGCUCCGACAUCCUCCUCGAGCUGGAGAAAAAUCUGGCCGUGCGAAUCCGCUCCAUCCACCUCUCCACCUCUAAGGGCUCCGUGGUGUGACAACAUCGUCUCGCAGAAGCCCCUUCAAUCCAGGCACACAGCAUCCAUGUAACGCCAUUUUCAACGACCGGUGCCCCCUAUAGACCAUAUUAACACGACGGCCCGUUUACUCUUAGGUCAUCCUCAGGGAGGGAAGCUCGGUUGCUUUUAUGAUGUCGCACUUCUGGUUCAUUGUUGGGAGUCACACAGGAUUUGGAUAUCCAACUGAAAAUACAAACAACAGUGAAAAUCUUGAGGAACAAGUGGACAUAUUUACAAGAACAAAUAUCAUAUUUGAUAACCAAAAAACUAAAAACAUCAUUAGCAUUCAGGGCAUUCACUAGAUAUAACUUUCCUUAGCUAGCACUACUAACACUAGUAGCAUUUCAUGAUAGAAUAGAUGAGGCAUAAAUCCCUAGCUAACAUAAUGUUGGCUACAAAUCUAAGGGAGGGGUUAAAAGGCUAGCAUUAGCUGUUGUCUCACAGUAGCUAAUGGGUUAUCAUAUAUUUUGUCUUUCUUUAAACAUUACUCAAAGCCUCUCUGGACGUCUGACGAUAUAGUAGUACAUUAGUAGUCAUCAACUUCCUAGCUAACAUUGCAAUUUUAGCGCGGUUAAUUCCGAAAUGUGAAAAAUCCAAGGUUAUAUAGCGAGCAUGUUUGCUAGCUAGGACAUGCUAGGUUAGCUGUUAUGGCUCAGCUGCCAGGUGCUAGGUUUUAGUUGAUACGUAUAUUAGCUGAUGUGACUUAGCUGUUACUAUACAACCUGGAUAAAGCAGUACAACAUUAUAUAAAGUAUUUGAGCUUCUCCCCUGAGUUUGACGUUAGAUCAAAUCGACUACAGCAGCACUCGUCUGUCCUGGCCCUGAAGAAGGGCUGUUGGAUUUUUUACGUCAGGGAUUCCCUUUAAAUCUCCCACCGGGGGAGUCAGAUCUGGCAUACGUGACAAAGUCAGAGUGAGAACUUUCUUGCCUUGUCUCCUAAUUGCUCCCACUUCUAACUGAACACCCCUACAACAACAACAACAACAACAACAACAAAAAACUGUCAAAAAAACAAAGAAACAUAACUGACUUGACCCAGCAGUGUCCCUCAGACCUGAUAGUGAUUAUGGUAUUUCAUAUAGGCCUAAGAGAAAUGCAUGAAAUACAUUCUGUACACCUUUUUGCUUAAAAAGGUAGAGUAGAAAUUUAACACAAUUAAAGCAGCUUUCUCAUCGUCUUAAGAUAUGAGACUUUGGUUUACAUUCAACAUCACUUCAUGGACAAAGAUUAACAAUGCCAAAAUAUAAUCCUCCUAUACAUACAAUAAAAAGUGACUAGUAGCAACCCCAGGAGACGGACUUUAGGUGGACUCGUUUGAACCUCUUUACUGUCCGUCUGUCUCUUGUUUGUUGGACGCGUUUCACUGUGUUAUAUCUAAACUGUGUGCAGAGGCCAAACUGAUCACAGGAACUUCCACUGAGGCCGACACUGCAGCGCUGAUUCAACUAAAGUCGGCCCACUCAGUGAACUGUGUUGCUGACAGAUGCUUGAAAACACGGAUGUCCAACUGGGAAAUUAACUCCACGAAAACACUGUUGACUUUUUUUUUUUUUUUUUUUUUUUGCAUGACACCUACUCAACUGAGCUGCCCUGAUAUUUGCUUUUUAUGCAGAGCUUAACUUCACGGACCACUUUCUCAAAGUUCAAGUAAGGGGGAAAACGCUGCUUAUUAAAACUUUCUAUCCACUGCAAAACUGACUGAGCGGGAUUUUUUUUUUUGGAGAUGGAUUUGGAUUUGGCAGGGACUUUCUCUUUCAAGGAUAUUUAAAAAGCAAAGUGUAAAUACGUCCUCAGAGUCAUCGUUGCUGGUCGUUCUUUUUUUUUUGUAAUCUGAUGUACAGUAUUCUCCCACACUCGCUCGGCUGAUGACACCAGUCUCAUUUGAAUGUGCUCCCUGAAACCGUUUGUUUCCCUGCUCUGUGUCUUGUUUAUGCAAAAGUUGCAUGUUUAACCUGUUUGUUUGAAUCCUCUGUCUUCUCCUCUGUAGGUGUUCUGUCUGUGUAGAUCUGUAGGGCUGAGUACGGUGACGAUUGUUCCAGUCGAAGUUCAGUCAGAGGAUUUCCCCUUCAGUCGAUUUCUGAGACAUUCCAAAUGAUCAGGGUAGAUUACAAGAGCCAUUUUAAAACCCCUUUUAGAAGUUCUCAAUAACUCAUUAUUUGAAAGAUAGUUUAGAGGUUGACUCACAUUCAAACUUUCUACAAGGGUAAAACUUUUCAAAGUUAGAUAGUUUGAGGAAAAGUUCAAUAUGUGAAAGCAGCAUAAGCAUGAAAGAGAGUUCAUCCUGUUACUUCAAACCCAGUUAAUUUUCUUCAGUCAUCAAAUUUCAAAUGUAAAGCAACAACAUCUUUAAACUAAAGCCAAAAGGGGGGUCAAGACUCAAACACCUGAUAUAAAAACCACUUCAGUAAAUUAUGAGAAAAAUAUCUUUUAAAGGCUUUCUAUGUGAUUUUUCACACUUAAAUGUAGAAAUCAAGUAUAUCCUCUGAAAAUAA